Molecule: messenger RNA, 2049 nt
Organism: Sinocyclocheilus rhinocerous
Lineage: Eukaryota; Metazoa; Chordata; Actinopteri; Cypriniformes; Cyprinidae
Gene: mitfb
Product: melanocyte inducing transcription factor b
Exons: 10
Coding region: 1-1560 (519 amino acids)
Biological process (GO): melanocyte differentiation; regulation of transcription by RNA polymerase II
Cellular component (GO): nucleus
Molecular function (GO): RNA polymerase II cis-regulatory region sequence-specific DNA binding; protein dimerization activity; DNA-binding transcription factor activity, RNA polymerase II-specific
Source: RefSeq, a predicted model, not a curated record
AUGCAGUCGGAAUCGGGGCUCGUGCCCGACUUUGAAGUCGGAGAGGAAUUUCACGAGGAGCCUAAAACGUAUUACGAGCUGAAGAGCCAGCCGCUGAAAAGCAGCAAUCCAUCUGAGCAGCAGCAUGGCUCCUCUAAGCCCCCGCUGGGUUCGUCGGCUGUGACCUCUCGUAUCCUGCUCCGCCAGCAGCUGAUGCGCGAGCAGCUCCAAGAGCAGGAGCGACGAGAGCAGCAGAGACGGCAGAGCUCAGCGUACGCACAGCCCUCCGUCACCCAGAGCCCCGCCAUCAACGUCAGCGUCCCCGCCGGCCUGCCCAGCGCCACCCAGGUGCCCAUGGAAGUGCUGAAGGUUCAAACGCAUCUUGAAAACCCCACGAAGUAUCACAUCCAGCAGGCUCAGAGGCAGCAGGUGAAGGCGUAUCUGUCCACCACGGUGGGAGGAAAGCUGGGCUCGCAGGCCGUGAGCUUGCCUUGCCCCAGCCAGGCCCUUGACCACGGGGGAAUGCCUCCGGGGCCGGGCAACAGCGCCCCCAACAGUCCCAUGGCCUUACUGACCCUCAACUCCAACUGCGAGAAAGAGAUGGACGAUGUCAUUGACGACAUCAUUAGUUUGGAAUCCAGUUACAAUGAUGAUAUCAUGGGACUGUCGUUGGACCCCGGACUUCAGAUGGCCAACACGAUCCCCGUGUCAGCGAACCUCUUGGACAUGUAUAGUAACCCAGGCAUGCCUCCUCCGGGAAUCUCUAUCAGUAACUCGUGCCCUGCUAACCUGUCCAACAUUAAAAGGGAAUUCUCUGUUACUCCAUCUCCAGCCAUGAUGCACAUGAUGGACAAGCCCAGCUCCUGUAGCAAGUUUGAGAGCUAUCAAAGGCCUGAAGGGUUUCCUGUGGAGGCAGAAGUUCACACUCUCGCAAAGGAAAGGCAAAAAAAGAACAACCAUAACUUAAUUGAGAGACGACGGAGAUUCAACAUUAACGAUCGAAUCAAAGAACUGGGGACUCUGAUUCCUAAAUCAAAUGAUCCGGACAUGCGCUGGAACAAGGGCACUAUUCUGAAGGCCUCUGUGGAUUACAUCAGGAAACUUCAUAGAGAGCAGCAGCGUGCCAAAGAGCUGGAGAACCGUCAGAAGAAGCUGGAACACGCCAACCGCCACCUGAUGCUCAGGAUACAGGAGCUGGAAAUCCAGGCUCGUGCUCAUGGACUGGCCGUCGUCUCGUCUACACUCUGCUCAUCAGAGCUAGCAGCCCGGCCCAUCAAACAGGAGCCGGUCCUGGGCGACUGCUCCCGGGACAUGUACCCUCACGUACACCCGUCCUGCCGCUCCAGCACCCUAGACCUAAACGACAGCACAAUCACCUUUAACGACUCUAGCAAUUCCACCGAUGCUUAUGGUCUUGUUUCAGAGGCAUAUGGCGCUAAACUCGACGACAUCCUGAUGGAUGACACAUUGUCAUCUGUAGCAACGAGCGACCCACUCCUCACCUCCAUCUCGUCCGGAGCCUCGAACGAAAGCAGCUGUAAGGACAGCGUGAACAUGGAGGAGAACGAGCAUGUUUGUUAGUGCAAGGAAUCCUUCGUUUGGCUGUUCAGGGCCGCUGGUCAUUGUCACGUUUUUCCGGUAGCACCAUUGACUGCUAAGGAAGAAGCACGGCCUGUUUUGUCAAGUGCAAAAUAAUAUUAUUUUUAUGUUUACACUCGUUUUAUUUUAUCGUAUUUUAACCUUAUUCCAGUUUCGUCUACCCAAAUUUCACUGUGUUAUAAUAAUAUCAAAAUAAUCAAGGUCAGUAUCGUAAAAAGAUUGAUUUGUGUAACUUCUCAUAGGUGUAUUAGAGUACAAUUUAAUCAACUUUGGGAUAAUAUAACAGUGCACUUGAAAGGUAAUUUCUUUGGUUGUACAGUAGCGUGUUUGCACACAGUUUAGAAGAAUAUUUCUCUUUUUUUAUAUAUCCUUGUAAACGAAUGGCUUAAGCACAAUGCUUUCCAUUUAACGUGUAGAUAUUAAGUGACAGACAGUUGAUGUUUAAAGGGAUAGUUCACCCAAAAAUGAAAA